AUGUCUAAUUUUGAACCCAAUGCCGUCAUCCGCGGUUUCCAGCUCACAGUUGUUGGAACUGUUCGCGCGCUGCGCAACCCGAAGCUCUUCAAAUACGAUCAUUUUCGACAAGCAGCUCUGGCUAUAGCUGUUGGUGUGGCUAUUCAUUUGAUCAUUCAGAUUCCGAUCAUCGGAGUCAAAUUUCUCCUUUGGAUCGCAUCAUGGUUUUCCGAUCUAGACCGCAGCACCUGGGAUGACUCCAUCAUGAGCGGCGUGAACUUCCUUAAUAACUCUGUUCUCCAAGUGCCGUUUCUGCUCAUGACUCUGAUGCGCUAUGUGACUCCAACUCUAGACGAGAUUUUCAUGGAGUCUUUGAAGUGGGUUGAUUCAACCUACGUUCAAAAGCACAAGGCCGAUGAUCCGAAGACCCUGCGGGCCAUGUACUACCCUCACCUAGUGAUGUAUUCCACUAAGGGCGCUACUGGGGUGUCCAAACCCGUCCCAGAAGCAAUUCUGCUGUUCCUGCGCAGAUAUGGACGCAAAUUUGGAAUGCUUCUUGGCCUCUACAUUCUUUCGCUUCUUCCUGUGGUCGGACGAUUCGUCAUGCCGGCAGCCUCCUUUUACACUUUCCAAAGUAGUGUAGGGACAACGCCUGCGGCGAUCAUCUUCGGAACAGGUCUGGUGCUGCCCAAGCGGUUCAUUGUGCGGUUUCUACACACCUAUUUUGCUUCUCGCAGUCUGAUGCGUGAACUGCUGGAGCCAUACUUUUGCCGAGUCCAUUUCACGUCGGAGCAGAAGCGCCGCUGGUUCUUGGACCGUCAAGGUGUGCUGUUUGGCUUCGCAUUCGCCUUCACCGUGGUCUUGAAAGCACCCUUCAUCGGCGUGCUGAUGUACGGUGUCGCGCAAGCAUCGACCGCGUACCUGGUCACCAAGAUCACCGAUCCCCCACCAAGCCCUGCCGAGAGCGAAGGAUUUGCUGAGAGUCAGGUCACCUGGAAGAACAAGCACGAUUUCCUCCGGUUGUCGCUUGAUAACCUCGACAAACUCAACGUCGCUCUGCAAAACGAAGGAGUUUCGGAGGGCACCAAAGUACCAGGGACUCCAGGACGGAAAUACAGCUAG
Messenger RNA from Aspergillus clavatus NRRL 1, 1101 nucleotides. RefSeq names its product transmembrane protein UsgS (gene usgS). Bases 1 to 1101 code for a protein of 366 amino acids. The record is from RefSeq and is a predicted model, not a curated record. The transcript is spliced from 5 exons. NCBI's taxonomy places the organism in Eukaryota, Fungi, Ascomycota, Eurotiomycetes, Eurotiales, Aspergillaceae.